Rhodotorula toruloides NP11 is the source of this 1455-nucleotide messenger RNA. Its product is annotated as guanine deaminase. Lineage: Eukaryota; Fungi; Basidiomycota; Microbotryomycetes; Sporidiobolales; Sporidiobolaceae. Gene Ontology annotation, cellular component: cytosol. The transcript is spliced from 6 exons. Bases 1 to 1455 code for a protein of 484 amino acids. Gene Ontology annotation, molecular function: zinc ion binding; guanine deaminase activity. The record is from RefSeq and is a predicted model, not a curated record. Gene Ontology annotation, biological process: guanine metabolic process.
AUGCUCGACCUGGCUGACAUCAGUCUCGUACUGCGAGGGACGCUCGUCUCGCCUCAGCCCGACCGCUCGCUCUCCAUCCGCGAGGACUGCGUCGUCGUGAUUGACAGCAAGGGAUUCAUCGCUGCUAUCGACAACAGCACGGGCAGCGCGCUGGCGGAUGAGGUCGACACGCUCGUUCGCGAGGGAAAGGUGGGGCAGGACAAGGUGGUCGAGCUGGGAGACGGCUGGGCCCUGCCAGGCUUUGUAGACACGCACAUUCACGCUCCUCAGUAUCCUAACGCUGGUAUGGCGCUGGACAAGCCGCUGAUGGAAUGGCUUGAAGCGUAUACGUUCGCCGCGGAGUCGCGGAUAGACAAGGAUCCGGCUUACGCGCAGCGCGUCUACCAGAAGCUCGUACAGCGCUUGCUGGAGAACGGUACGACGGCUGCGAGCGUCUUUGGCACGAUCUCGGUCGAGGCAAAUCUUACUCUCGCGAAAGCCUUCCUCGACGCCGGCAUCCGCGGCCAGAUCGGCAAAGUCGCCAUGGACCAGAACUCGCUCCCUUCCUACAUCGAGACGACCGCCUCCUCCCUCGCCGACACCCGCCGCUUCAUUGAGUCGAUGCACUCGCUCGUCGCCUCUCUCCCCGACGAGCAACGACUCAUCGAGCCUGUCGUGACGCCUCGCUUCGUCCCGACUUGCUCGAUCGAGCUCAUGAAAGGACUGUCGGACCUGGCGAAGGAGAAGAACGUGCGGAUACAGUCGCAUAUGUGCGAGAGUCAGGGGAUGGUCGAUGUCUGUCGCGAGAUGCUGGGCGGCAAGAGCGACGUCGAGCUGCUUGACCAGCUCGGCCUGCUCAACGACCGCUCUCUCAUGGCGCACUGCACCCAUUCUACCGCCGAUGACCUCGCCCGCCUGUCCCGUACCGGGACCGCCAUCGCCAGCUGUCCGCUCUCGAACGUCUACUUCUCAGCUGAGCGGCAGCUUCCCUUGCGAGAAGCUUGGAACGCAGGCGUCAAGGUAGGGCUCGGAUCAGACAUCUCGGGCGGCUACCGCGUCGGGAUUGACGAGAACAUGCGCUGGGCGGUGGGGGUCUCGCGGUUGAGGGAGGGCGAGCGGCAGCGGGACUUGCGAGAGAGUCGGCGGCAGGAAGAGCGGUCGGCCAGCUUGGCAAUCUCGUGGAAGGAGGCGCUCUACCUUGCCACGCUCGGCGGAGCGCAGGCUCUCGGGCUGGACAAGGAGCGCAAGGUCGGCGCGCUCGAAGUCGGGUCGGCUUUCGACGCGCAGUGGAUCCAGCUUGGGCAUCCGCGGAGUCGAGUGGACUGGUUCGACGUCGAGGAGGAGGAAGGCGGGGUUGUCAAGCGGGUCUCGACGGAGGAGAAGCUCGAGAAGUGGUUCUGCAACGGGAGCGAGGUGGAUCGGAAGGCGGUCUGGGUGCAAGGGAAGCGGGUGUGCAGUCGGCCGGAGCCUUGGUAG